AUGGGUCUACACGAAGACGAAGACCAGAAGUAUCUGGAAGACGUCCAAGCCGUCAACGCUUGGUGGAAGGAUUCCCGAUGGAGACAUACCAAGCGCCCUUUCACUGCUGAGCAGAUUGUGGCGAAGCGCGGAAACCUGAAGAUUGACUACCCAUCCAAUGUGCAAGCCAAGAAGCUCUGGAAGAUCUUGGAAAGCAACUUUGAGAAAAAAGUGGCCAGUUUCACAUAUGGCUGUCUCGACCCCACGAUGGUCACCCAGAUGGCCAAAUACCUCGACACUGUCUACGUAUCGGGCUGGCAAAGCUCUUCCACUGCCUCUUCCACCGACGAGCCCUCCCCGGACUUGGCGGAUUAUCCUAUGAAUACUGUCCCUAAUAAGGUCAACCACCUCUUCAUGGCCCAAUUGUUCCACGACCGGAAACAACGCGAGGAGCGCAUCACCACCCCCAAGGACCAGCGCCAUAAGGUGGCUAACAUCGACUACCUGCGGCCUAUCAUUGCGGACGCUGAUACUGGCCAUGGUGGGUUGACUGCCGUGAUGAAGCUGACCAAGCUGUUCGUCGAACGGGGUGCGGCUGGUAUUCACAUUGAGGACCAGGCUCCAGGCACCAAGAAGUGUGGCCACAUGGCCGGUAAGGUGUUGGUGCCUAUUAGCGAGCACAUCAACCGCCUGGUUGCCAUUCGUGCCCAGGCCGAUAUUAUGGGCACGGAUCUCCUGGCCAUUGCCCGAACCGACUCCGAGGCCGCCACCCUCAUCACAUCCACCAUUGACUACCGGGACCACGGCUUCAUCAUUGGCUCCACCAACCCCAAGCUGCAGCCGCUCAACGACCUGAUGGUCGCUGCCGAGCAAGCGGGCAAGUCGGGCAAUGAUCUGCAGGCGAUCGAGGACCAAUGGACGGCUCAAGCUGGCCUGAAGCUGUUCGACGAGGCUGUCCUCGACGCCAUCCACCAGGGCUCGCACAGCAACAAGCAAGCCGUGGCGGAGGACUACUUGCGCAAAGUCAAGGGCAAGAGCAACAGCGAGGCUCGCGCCCUCGCCAAGAGCAUCACCGGCGUCGACAUCCACUGGGACUGGGACGCGCCGCGGACCCGUGAGGGCUUCUACCGGUACAAGGGCGGGACCCAGUGUGCGGUCAACCGGGCGGUGGCUUACGCCCCAUUCGCGGAUCUCAUCUGGAUGGAGAGCAAGCUUCCGGACUACGCGCAGGCGAAGGAGUUCGCCGACGGGGUGCACGCCGUGUGGCCCGAGCAGAAACUCGCAUACAACCUCUCCCCCUCGUUCAACUGGAAGAAGGCGAUGCCCCGCGACGAGCAGGAGACCUACAUCAAGCGCCUGGGGGCCCUGGGAUACUGCUGGCAGUUCAUCACCCUGGCCGGGCUGCACACCACGGCGCUGAUCACGGACCAGUUCGCCAAGGCCUACGCCCAGCAGGGCAUGCGCGCGUACGGCGAGCUGGUGCAGGAGCCCGAGAUCGAGCAGGGCGUCGACGUGGUGACGCAUCAGAAGUGGAGUGGUGCCAAUUAUAUCGAUAAUAUGCUGAAGAUGGUGACGGGCGGUAUCAGCAGCACCGCGGCGAUGGGCAAGGGCGUGACGGAGGAUCAGUUCAAGCAUUGA
Messenger RNA from Aspergillus fijiensis CBS 313.89, 1617 nucleotides. RefSeq names its product isocitrate lyase 1. Gene Ontology annotation, biological process: carboxylic acid metabolic process. Lineage: Eukaryota; Fungi; Ascomycota; Eurotiomycetes; Eurotiales; Aspergillaceae. The record is from RefSeq and is a predicted model, not a curated record. Gene Ontology annotation, molecular function: isocitrate lyase activity. The coding region runs from base 1 to 1617 and encodes 538 amino acids. The transcript is spliced from 5 exons.